Pogona vitticeps (central bearded dragon) is the source of this 3258-nucleotide messenger RNA. NCBI's taxonomy places the organism in Eukaryota, Metazoa, Chordata, Lepidosauria, Squamata, Agamidae. The record is from RefSeq and is a predicted model, not a curated record.
UGUUCCAAGAGCGUCAGACAUAAUCUCAUCAUCUCAUGCGUUCUUCCCCUUUCCAGCCAAUUCUGGUUCCCCUCACCUCAAGAACUUGGCAGUGGAGCAAGAAGGUCUUGUGAGUCCUGUCGGAGGUAGAAACGAGAACACCAGUCCAAGAUGGAAAAGCAGCACUCGGCUAGUCCCGAACCAGGAAGAAGCCCUCACGGGAUUGUGAUUGGGAGCAGGGCAGCAUCAUCCUGGGAAAGACCAAGGCAGAAGGACCUGGGGAUGCUUUUUGGCAGCUUGGACAUGCAGCGCAAGCGGUUCAGGAGAUUCUCCUACCAGGAUUCCAAGGGACCCCGAGAGGUUUGCAGCCAGCUCCACAAACUUUGCCGUCAGUGGCUCAAGCCUGAGAUUCAUACGAAGGAUCAGAUUGUGGACUUGGUGAUCCUGGAGCAGUUCCUGGCUAUCUUGCCCCCGGAAAUGCAGACCUGGGUGCGGGAAUGUGGGGCCGAGACCACGGCUCAGGCGGUGGCCCUGGCCGAAGGCUUCCUCCUGAGCCAGGCAGAGGAGAAGAAGCAAGAAAAGGAGCAGUUGACGGGAGCGUUAAUUAAAGUGGCCGCCGGUUUCCCUCCAGUCCAAAUAGCUUCUCUGGGUGCCAGAGGUUGGGCACCAUUUGGAUGGAUCAUACAGGAGAGCUAUGGAGCUGCCCGAUUGCUGGAUGGCAGAAUGAGCCUGGAUUUGAGUUCAGGACCAUUUCCUGGAGGAUUUAAUAUUGUUGUCGUGGAGCCAGAAUCGGUAAGAAAAAAAAGACGGAGACAAGAUCCUCAGGACUGGGUGACCUUUGAGGAUGUGGCUGUGCAUUUCACGGAGCAGGAGUACGCCCUUUUGGAUCCAGCCCAGAAGGCUCUGCAUUGGGAAGUCAUGGAGGAAGUUUCUGCUCAUGUGGCUUUUGUAGGCGAUAAAGAGAACGAAGAACAGAGAACCAAAACAGAAUGCGAACAGCAGCAGAGCACGAGCCUCCCUCAUCAUCCGGGGAUUCAAACCGCAGAAAAGAAAUUUAAAUGCUUAGAGUGUGGGAAGAGCUUCACGCGCAGAAGCCGCCUCACUAAACAUCAAAGAACCCACACGGGAGAGAAACUUUACAAAUGCUCGGAGUGUGGGAAAAGCUACUGGGACAUCCACGGGCUGACGAAGCAUCAAAGAACCCACACGGGAGAGAAGCCCUAUAAGUGCUUAGAGUGUGGGAAGGGCUUUAGCCUGUUGUCCACUUUUAAUUUUCACCAAAGAAUCCACACCGGAGAAAGACCUUUUAAAUGCUCAGAGUGUGGGAAGAGCUUCACAAACAACAGCCACCUGACGUCGCAUCGGAACAUCCACGCUGGGGAAAAACCCUUUAAGUGCGCAGAGUGUGGGAAGAGCUUCUCCUGGAGCAGUAAUCUGACAGCCCACCAGAAAAUCCAUACAGGACAAAAGCAAUUUAAAUGCUCAGAGUGUGGGAAGAACUUCUUUUGGCAUAGCAGCCUUAUCGCCCACCAAAAAAUCCACCGGGGCCAAAAGCCGUUUGUAUGCCCGGUUUGUGGAAGAAGCUUCUUUCACUCCAGUAGCCUUCGCAGACACGAAGGGACCCACAAGGAGAAAAAGCCUUUGACCGGCGAGAAACCCUAUAAAUGCUCCGAGUGUGGAAAGAGCUUCACGCACAGCACCAACCUGACGGCCCAUCAAAAAAUCCACACGUGUGAAAAUCCCUUCACAUGUUCCGUGUGUGGGAAAAUCUUCUGUCACCCAAGUAGCCUUAGUAGACAUCAAAGAAUCCACAAAGAGAAGAACUGUAUAAACGGAGAAAAAAUGUAUAAGAGCGCAGAGUACGGGAAGUGCUUCAAUCUGCCUCCUCUUCUAGAUAAUCAAAGAAUUGACACUGGUGAAAAACCAUUUCCUUAUUCAGACUGCGGAGAGACCUUCCCUCAGAACACGGACCUUAUAGCUUGUCAACAAAACUAUGGAGGCCAAGAACCAUUUACAUGCUUAGAGUUUUGAAGAGCGCUUCAGGGCAGAGCUGUAGUCUAACUAACCCAGGCGGAAAAGAAACAAUACCAAUGUUAUUGUUAGAACGUAGGGCGACCCUGUGAAUUAAUGAUCUUCAGAAGCUCCUAACAUUAACUUCUCUUGUUCAGGUCCUGCAAAUUCAAGGUCUCAGCUUCAUUAUUGAGUUAAUCCAUCUCAUCUUUGGUCUUCCUCAUUUCCUACUGCCUUCCACUUUUUCCAGCAUUAUUGUCUUUUCCGGAGAGUCUUGUCGUAAUGCGCCCAAAGGAUGACAGCCUCUAUUUCAUCAGUUUUGCUUCUAGAUUGAGUUCAGGCUUGAUUUGAUCAAGGACCCCUUGGGUUGUCUUUCUGGUGGGCUAGGGUAACCAUCAAUCAUUUUUUCGCCCCUGUCAACUUUUCUGAGCCUCCAGAUUCCAAAGAAGUCACUCUGCUAGUCUGACUCAGCAUGUUGGCAAAAGAAAACGGGGUAGGGGUGGGAAGAGUGAAAUGUUUUAUUGCACUUCAAAGACACAAUAGUUCUCUUCCUUGUGUUGAAAUCCACUUCUUCAGACACAGGAGUGCAAACGGCUGGCCCCUAUAUGCUGUUGAGAUUCAUGUCCAGGGGAGGAAAUAGAUAACGAACAAUAUGGCAAUGGUUCGUUAACACAAGAACGUGACCACCCAGCUGUUACCUAGCAAAUCCUGGCCGGGGUAGUGGCCAGCUAGGUAGAUUUGCCUAUUGCAGGAAUACUAAGUGUUCCUGUGAACCUAUUAAGAGAAUCUGUCCCCUUGAAAGAGCAAAGAAGCCACCGUUGGGUUCCAGCAGCUGAUCAGGUUCAGAAGAAGGUUCCUUCAACUAGACCAAGCGGCAGAAGAUAACAGAGAUCUCUGGCUCCCAUCUCAUUUGUCUUCUUCAUCCUCCAUCUGUUUCCACCUGACCUCCCUCUGCCCAAUUUGGAUGUCUUUUGACCAGGCUCCAGCCUGCUCCCUGUUUGACCUGUAAAUGAUUUAUGGACUGGCCACUUGACUUUGGACUCUGGACUCUUCUCACAGGACUCCCCAAUGACUGCCCAGUGCGCCAAGCUGAACUGGUCUCCACUGUCUAGUUUCUGGACCUUACUGCCUACAUGGAAUGGUAGCUGUGGAGCUGUGGUUGGUACUGACAUUACAGCUGGACCCACAUGGUCACCGGGGAUCAGUUCCAAGCCCUCCCGCAGAUGCUAAAAAACACAGAUUAUAGAAACAUGGUAUCUGGCUCCUUCU